Ceratitis capitata (Mediterranean fruit fly) is the source of this 1362-nucleotide messenger RNA. Its product is annotated as lysoplasmalogenase-like protein TMEM86A. The record is from RefSeq and is a predicted model, not a curated record. Lineage: Eukaryota; Metazoa; Arthropoda; Insecta; Diptera; Tephritidae. Gene Ontology annotation, cellular component: membrane. The transcript has 5 exons. The coding region runs from base 480 to 1247 and encodes 255 amino acids.
UUGAACUCCGCUAUAAGGCGCACGUCGGUGGGGCGGCUAAACGUUUUGAGUGAAUAACUUUUUUCGGUAUAAUAUUUAUGUGCGUUUGCUUGCUUUCUUUGUUCUCGCACACGCGACGCAUUCAUUGCUUUUGUUUAGAGAAAUCAAAAAUCCAUAUGUAUUAAUAAACUCAAACAAAAAGUUGAGUUUGUUGUAAAUUUAAUUAUUUACAUGGUGACGACGGUGUUAGAAAAACAAAAAAACAUAAACAAAUGGAAAAGUAAAUACAACUAAACCCACCUAAACAAUGUGCCAGCACUUGAGUAACGGACGGGAGUUAAGAACAACAAAGUUACGGCAUAAAUGUUGCGAAAAUCGUGAAAAACAGAAUUGCUUGUAAAUAAAACGCUUGACACUUGCGCAACAACGAAGAAAAUAAAAACAUAAAAAGUUUACAGCUUAUCGAAAUUGUAGCGAGCCUAAAAGGCCUAGGCGCCAUCAUGGCUGAUACAAUGCAUCUUGUAAGUUUUCAUCCGCCACAUGUGCAGCUAAAAUCACAAAUAUUGAAAUUAACGCCUUUCUUCAAUGCUGUUGUUGUUUACUUUGCCUUCGUACACAAUCCCAAAGGCGAACUGUGGACAACGGUGUUAAAAUGCCUACCCAUUGUGAUGCUAAUGCUGUAUGUUGUUGCAAAAGGGUUCGCUCUAACAACGGCCUACAGAUACUCCCAACGCAUACUGCUCGGCUUAAUUUGCUCAUGCAUCGGUGAUGCGUUGCUCAAUAUUAAUCUCUUCCUGCAUGGAAUGGGUGCAUUUGCUAUCGGUCAUAUCUGGUACAUAUCAGCGUUUGGUUGGAAGCCCUUAAAAUUACCAGUCGGUGUGGCGUUAUAUAUUUGUCUUGUUGUGGUUAUUUCUGUGGUCCUCAACCGACUCGACGCAGUACUUGCUAUUGGUGUUCCCUUAUAUGCUGCCCUCUUAACUACUACCUGUUGGCGCGCACUGGCAUGUGCACUGCAUGACUCCAGCUGCUUGAAUACAUUAUGCGCUGCAGGCGCAGUACUCUUUCUUCUUUCCGAUCUGGUUAUCGGUAUUACCAUGUUCUUUGUAACAGUGCCCUUUUCCCGACUCAUCAUCAUGUCUACAUAUUAUACUGCUCAAUUCGCGAUCGCAUUCAGCACUGCCAAAGAUCUACCGGAAUUCAGGAAGUUGGCGGAAAGCGGCAAGCCGUCGCACAAAGGUCAAGGCGGCGUCAAAACAAUAAAAGACUGAUCAGUUACCCAGAAGUUUGCGCUCCAUCAAAAGUGUAGCUCAAGUUGUGAAAGCAAUUAAAAUUUUCAUACGCCUAAGUCGAACAGUCACCACCAAAAAAAAAAAAAAAAAAAAA